UGCGUGUAAUUCGUCUUCUUCGCCACAAGGUGGCUGGUGUGUAAUAAAUGGUGGCACUAGAACUCCCUUAAAACCCCGUAUGUUAUUGUUGUAGGCCAGCUAGCUACAGCGCUUCGUCGCCGGUAAAAUUCUGCCGCACCGAGGGAUUUUAAUCCACUCUGAUUCCCCUCAGUUAAUACUCUGUUCGCCUGUUUACGAGACUUUGGUUUUAUAUAUUUUACCAUGAUUAGAAAGUAGAUAGUUAGGUCUUUAGUUCUACAUUUUAGAGUCAUCACUUUGUCGGGACAGGAGCAGCUAACAAGUCAGCCAGCUAACUAGUUAGCUAGUCAAUUUAGCUAAUACAUUUUUUUCCCGAUCAAGACGUCGAUUGAUACCACUGCUGUCAUGGAAGACAAAUCUUUUACGAAGGAAUUAGAUCAAUGGAUCGAACAACUAAACGAGUGUAAACAACUUACGGAGAAUCAAGUCAGGAGUCUCUGUGAGAAGGCCAAGGAAAUCCUUACCAAAGAAUCAAAUGUGCAGAAAGUGCGAUGUCCGGUCACAGUUUGUGGGGAUGUUCAUGGGCAGUUCCAUGACCUCAUGGAACUCUUCAAGAUUGGGGGGAAAUCUCCUGACACCAACUACCUGUUCAUGGGGGAUUACGUGGAUAGAGGCUACUACUCAGUGGAAACUGUCACACUUCUCGUCACAUUAAAGGUCCGUUACCAAGAACGAAUCACAAUUCUGCGAGGAAACCACGAAAGCAGGCAAAUCACACAGGUGUAUGGCUUCUAUGACGAGUGCUUGAGGAAAUACGGCAAUGCCAACGUGUGGAAAUCCUUCACAGACCUGUUUGACUAUCUCCCACUAACUGCACUUGUAGAUGAACAGAUCUUCUGCCUACAUGGAGGUCUCUCUCCUUCUAUAGACACUCUUGAUCACAUACGGGCUCUGGACCGCUUGCAAGAGGUCCCACACGAGGGUCCAAUGUGUGACCUUCUGUGGUCAGACCCAGAUGACCGUGGUGGCUGGGGUAUCUCCCCUAGAGGUGCUGGCUACACCUUUGGUCAAGACAUCUCUGAAACCUUCAACCAUGCCAACGGACUCACCCUUGUGUCCCGUGCCCACCAAUUGGUUAUGGAGGGAUACAACUGGGGCCAUGACAAAAAUGUUGUCACCAUUUUCAGUGCACCAAAUUACUGCUAUCGCUGUGGCAACCAGGCAGCCAUCAUGGAGCUGGAUGAUACACUCAAAUAUUCUUUCCUACAGUUCGACCCGGCUCCUCGACGCGGAGAGCCUCAUGUGACUAGACGCACCCCUGACUACUUCCUGUAACUGUUUGAAGCCAUCCUUGUUCAAGUACUGCACAUCUAGAUUUGAAUAUACUGUACAAGAGGGGUUUAAUAAAUGCAUUCUACAGAAGAUAAUGGUAUAGGAAACCUACAAAAUAAUAGCAAGAACCCCCUCUGCAGUUUAGAAAAUGCUGUCAUAAUGCUGUGCUGAUAAACAUUUGCAAUACAUGUUUAACUUUUUUUUUUUUUAAUACAUGUUUUAAAGUGAUUGAAAUAUGAAAGUACCAACAUGGACCAAAUGUGCCAUAAAAUCUUAAGACAUGUAAAACUUGCCUUUUUUUUUCACUUCAAUAGAAUACUAUUUGGCCAAUGUUGCUACAGAUUGUACGCAAGACGUGAUAACCAAGUAUUUUGUGGCCAUUACAAGAAAGCCCCAUACAAACCAGCCCCUAGAUUCAACUAACCUGUUCUUGCUGACACGUUCUUCAUUUCGGCAUACAUUCUUUUAGCACUGUUAGUUUCCAGUUGGUUUAAAAAAAAAGCUAACAAAGAUUAAAUCCAUGUUUUGUACCACUCUGUGGUUCCUCACAAUCUUAACUGCUGCAUAUCUAGCAUUUCCAAGCACCUUUGCAGGAACUAGUUGUUUCUAAAAUGUGACCAAAACAAAGCUCUACACACAUGCAAGAGACAUCUCACUUGACACAACAUGAAUGUAAUAUCUUUCUGAAUUCUCUAGUUUUUAUAGAAGCAACUGGAAAUUGACAUUUUAAGGUCCUUUUUUUUCACUUAAUUGAGAACGAAGAAAGUAUCUCCAAGUUAGUUAAAUCUAUGGGCUUGUUUGUAUGGGGUUUUCCUGUAAUGGACACAAUCUUUGGUUGUAAGACCAGCUAAUGUUAUCUGUAGCUACUCAAACUGACUAUGGUAUGAAAUGUUUUUUUUCUUGCUAGAUUGUAAAUUUAGAUUCCUAAAAGUCAUUUAGCUUCUUAGACCAAGUGGCAUUCAUAAAGAUGACUUGCUCUGCUGAACAUCUCAGCAACCUUAUAAUUUGAAUAAAGAUAAUGAACAUUUAACGGUC
Oncorhynchus mykiss (rainbow trout) is the source of this 2346-nucleotide messenger RNA. RefSeq names its product serine/threonine-protein phosphatase 2A catalytic subunit beta isoform. Gene Ontology annotation, molecular function: protein serine/threonine phosphatase activity. Lineage: Eukaryota; Metazoa; Chordata; Actinopteri; Salmoniformes; Salmonidae. The record is from RefSeq and is a predicted model, not a curated record.